AGUUUUAUAUCGAGAGUUUGACGAGACACAACACCCAAGAAACUUCCUUGGAAUUCUCAAAUCUUCGAGUGAAUAUCACAGUUUUAGUUCUCUGGCAUCAGCGUCGCAACAUGGCACUACUACUGGUGUGGUCGGGAUGGUGACACCACUGGCACUCCAUUGAUAGGGCUUAUCGUCGACCAUUCUCGAUGAAGCCUUGGCCCCGGGCGGGUUAAUAUCGCAACGUGCCUCUGCUGGUCUAGGGGCAGUCACUAACUAGGAGCCAACGAGGUCAUACGUCUUUUCUCUCGAGUGCCCUGGACAGUACCUAGAGCGAAUACUAUUUAAGUGAAACGAAGCAGACUGGUCUUAAGUUUUGUAACUCGUGUUUUCAAAGACUUCAAGAAAAUGGAAACGCCCAGAAAAGUGAAUCUAUAUAUCAGACUUUCCGACUGAAAAAUAUCGUGAUCAGAGCAUCUGACAGCGCUGAAUAACACCCAGACACAUAAGAGGUCACAGAAAAGAACACUCUAGCGGCCCUUCGAAACCAAGUGUAUUCAGAAUGACCUGCAUUUGCGAAUGUACCUGGAAAGCCCUUUGCGCCAUCAAGGAUGCCAUUGCAUCGCCCUGCACCAGCGGGGAGGAAGCCGAGCCCCUGGCAGACUCCUCCAUCCUAGACGACAGAUCCACCGAUCAGGGGGUCGGAGGCAUCGCCAACGGCGGUCUGGAUGACGACUCCUUCGCCAGUCGUUCCUCGGGCCCCUGGCAGCCGGUCUUGCGGUUCCACGACGCAGUGACGGAGGAACCCCACCGCCAGGGGAACGGCCAGCCCUGGGACGUCGAUCUGGGCGACGGGAAAGUGACGGACGCCGUCGACGGGAUGAUCGGGGUGAAGAUCCCGGGGGCGGAGAGGGAGGACUCUCAGAGUUCGGCAAGGGAAUCGGGCUACGGGAGGUCCCUGGAGGACAGCAACAGUUCGACGUCGCCCGAACCUUCCGUCUCCAUAGCCUACCAAAACCAGCCUGAUCCAACUAUCUUCAAAGUGGUGGUGCAGAACGAUAUGAAAUGUUGGUUUAUCCUGAGACGAUACAAGGAAUUCCUCAGACUACAGGAGACCGUCCAACAGAAGGAUCGUUCUUUAGCGGUAAAACUCCCAGACGGAGAGACAGUCGAGAGACAGAACGUGGACACCUUCAUCCAGGCGAUAAUGGUGGAUCCGAGAAUUGUCACCUUACCGGAAGUAAGGGAGUUCCUGCAGCUGGACAAAUUCCGAUCCUCCUCCGGAAGUAGCAGCGACUCCGGGGGCUCUCCUGCCAACACUCCCAUCAUCCUCAACCCGAAACUCCUCAUGCCGCCCGGGGCGCCAAUUCCAGCAAGAAAACCUAUUCCAACCAAAGGAAACACCAACGCCAACGGUGACGACAGUUCCUUCGGCGAGAAGGGAACUCUCCAAUCUCAGUCGAGCAUCGACCUCGGAUGCACCGAGAAGAAAUCGCUGACACCAGGAGAUUUCGAAUUUUUGUCGGUUGUCGGAAAAGGAAGUUUCGGAAGGGUGAUGGUGGCCAGAUACCGGGAGGACAACAAAAUCUACGCUGUCAAGGUCCUGAACAAAAGGAUGAUCGUCCGGCGAAACGAGACCGCCCAUGUGCUGAGCGAACGCUCGGUGCUCAUCAAGAUGCUCAACCACCCUUACCUGGUUCAAUUACACUUCGCUUUCACUACUUCCCAAAAGAUCUUCUUCGUCAUGGACUACGUCAACGGAGGAGAGCUCUUCUUCCACUUGCAGAGAGAACGCGUCUUUGCGGAGCCCAGGGCGCGGUUUUAUGCCGCCGAGAUCUGCUGCGCUCUCACCUACAUGCAUAGCAAGGGAAUCGUCUACCGAGACCUGAAGCCCGAGAACAUACUACUGGACACCGAGGGUCACAUAGUCUUGACGGACUUCGGGCUGUGCAAGGAAGGGCUGCAGACCAACGCUUCCAAGACGGGCACCUUCUGCGGAACUCCCGAGUACCUGGCGCCUGAAAUCCUGAAGAAACAGCACUACUCCAGAUCGGUCGACUGGUGGACUCUGGGCGCUGUUCUCUACGAGAUGCUCUACGGCCUCCCGCCUUUCUACUCGAGGGACACCCCAGCCAUGUACGACGCCAUCUUGAACAAGCCCUUGAAACUCAAGCACACGGUUUCUAACAAGGCCAGAGACUUAUUACAAGGGCUCCUCCAGAAGGACCCGCACCACCGCUUGGGAUCUGGAAUCAGAGACGGGGAAGACGUCAAAAGCCACGAAUUCUUCAAGGCCAUUGACUGGAAUCUUGUCAACAAGAGGGGAAUCACGCCACCCUUCACUCCAACAGUAAAUGGCGAAGCAGACACCCGAAACAUCGACCCGAUGUUUACGAAGGAGGCCAUCUUCGGACAAUCCCCAGCUUCAUUCCAGGGCCUGUCUGCGUCUGUCCAGGCCGUCGAUCACGUAUUCCAGGGCUUCAGCUACGCUCCUCCCAUCGAAAUGGAAGGUUACUGAAAAAAAAAGUAGUGAAGAACCACUUAUUUUUUGGUUGUCUAUCCAGGCUGUUAUCUGGAAUCCAUCCAGGAUUCUUGGGCUUCCAAUAUGUCCAGUGCAGAGGUUGAAGGCUCUCGAGAAUUGCCAACGGCGUAGAGAGGUCACAAAAUUGCCAUGCGAACGAAUUUUUAUUUUAAAAGGCCUUCUGAUAGAAGCCAUGGCGUAUCUUGAUGGUAUCCUACCAACGGAGGGUGCGGCAUUUUCGGAUAUUUAUCUAAAAGUGUGCCGAAGACGUUAGUUCCUUCUUGGGGGAGACUAAGAUUAAAAACUUAAUGGAUAAUGGAUCUCUCUCUCUCUCUCUAUUGACACAGGUCCUAACCACCAUAAACAUUAAAUCAUAUUCGCCUUGGCUAAGUGACGCACCGGAACUCAUAACUAAUGGACCAAGAAGGAUAGCAUCCAGUCUUCCGCAAGUGUGUUUUGUGUAAAUAUUUCAUUCGUUAAAACAGGCGCCGAGAAAGCAAAGUAUCUCCUUGAUUGGCUAAGAAAGGCCAAGAGACUUGGGAAACACGGAGGAAGGCAGAGUUCCGUCUCGUGCUGAAAGAAAUCAGGGAAUGAUAAAACCUACGGCCUCUCGAGUCUUCAACUACAACAUAACCUCACUAAGAAUAACUGCCUUACUUAUUGGUGCCAUCCACAUAGACCAUCUUUGUUUUCCAAUGGUGAAUAUGCAAAUGAUUUUAUUGACAUUUUGUAUAAAUUUAGAUCACUGUCACGUGAAAACUUAACCCCACCGGAAGGUAAGCAUUCAACAGCAAAAAGUGAAAACAA
Molecule: messenger RNA, 3307 nt
Organism: Macrobrachium nipponense
Lineage: Eukaryota; Metazoa; Arthropoda; Malacostraca; Decapoda; Palaemonidae
Product: serine/threonine-protein kinase Sgk1-like
Exons: 13
Coding region: 542-2497 (651 amino acids)
Biological process (GO): protein phosphorylation
Cellular component (GO): nucleus; cytoplasm
Molecular function (GO): protein serine/threonine kinase activity; phosphatidylinositol binding; ATP binding
Source: RefSeq, a predicted model, not a curated record